Amoebophrya sp. A25 is the source of this 851-nucleotide messenger RNA. Lineage: Eukaryota; Dinophyceae; Syndiniales; Amoebophryaceae. The record is from the annotation of a GenBank genome assembly.
GUUCUCGUGGUUGGGCAAGAUCACGAUCUGAGGGUGAGUGAAGUCGUGCGGGAAAUUCAGAAGGACAUAGAGCGCGACAAUGUCUUGGCAAUGAACGACCAUCGAAAUGGGCCAAGGACCACACCAGAUGACAAGAAGAAGAGCGUAAAUGACAAUAUUAAGCAAGGAGGGGCCGAUGGAGGUAGAGCCAAUGGACAACAUGCAGCAGGACGACCGAAGGCAGAGCGGCCGUGCGAGUCGGUCGCUGGCGGAUGCCAUCGCGGAGAUGAGGGCCAGCAUGCCGCUCUCACCGGUCGUACUGCCAGACGGGCGGUUUUUUCAGGGACCUCCCAGGCCAACAGGUGUACGGGAGCUGUUGCAUCAAGAUAGCGAGGCCGCAGACGCAUUUUUGAACCACCUUAGCUCGCGAAACGCAAACCGUGACCACGUGGCGAGUCGACUCCUCUCCCGAUUUCUGAGGCUCCCCGCGUUGCUAAUUGGUGUGCCUUUAUGCUAUGCGCUCACCUACUCUGUGCUGAGCGGUGACGGCCCAAUGUGGAAGUUUACCCUUGAACAGCUUAAAAAUUCUAUGGCGGCCGAUCGAAAUUCAAAGUAGCAGACCGCGAUGGGAAAGACCUGAGCAAGUUUUUCGAGACGCCUGCCGUUCCAAAGAUGGGUUGGGCCAUCCUUGUUGUUGUUGAUCACUUCAUAGGAAUUUCGUUCACGAAUGACUACUUCAUGGUUCUUGCAGCCAUCGGUUAUCUUUUUUGGCUGUUGCCAGCACUCUGGCACCUUUUCUGCGCGGUUCCGAAGGAUCAACCGAGGAAAAAAUUUGCACAGCAAACUUAACCGCUGAACAACUACAAGGCGGG